AAUCCAGGAGCGCCAUUAUUACCAGACAACAAAGAGAGGUGAGAAGUGCAGAGAAGUCAGGGACACAGAAAAGGUGAGGGAAGGAGGCACCUUGCGGGAUCCCAACACACAGAACUAAAGGAGAAAAGGAAGGAAAAGAUCAGAAGAGUAAAUAGAUGGGACGGAAACAUGAAAGGAGAUAGGUAGCUGGUAACGGGAGAGCAAGCAGCGGCACGGAUCAGGAGCGGACAGCAGCAGGAGUACACACCGUAUUACUCGGGGAGACAGAAUACAACUAUACCAUGUACAGCCAGAAACGCUACGACAGCCCCCCAGACUACAGCCCACCCUCUUACCUUCAGCAUAACAGCCAUGCUCCUGGAUCCUACGCUUACAACAUUGACGCUGCCCACCCCGAUUCAUUCUAUCAGGAAGAUGUCCCACCACAAAACUUCUAUAAAUGGAACUCUCCUCCUGGCAUUGUCCGAAUUCUACAGGGCAUCGUCGUCUUCCUGUGUGUGGCUAUCUUUGCCUGUGUGGCCUCAACUCUGGCUUGGGAAUACAAUUAUGGAGGGUUGGGAAUGGGAUACAUGGGUGGUGGCUAUGGAGGAGGGUACAUGGGUGGUUAUGGAGGAUACAUGGGUGGAUAUGGUUAUGGCUAUGGUACGACCAGUCCUCAAGCUGCAAGUGGUUUUAUGAUGGCCAUGUGUGUGUUAACAUUUGUAGCAGUGCUGGGGCUCUUUAUAGCUAGUGUAUCUAAGGCCAGUGGAUCCCGUUCACGUAAGUUUUUCUUGGGUAUAUUAGUGGGCAGUGCUAUAUUAGCCACCAUGGAUCUUAUUGCCACCAUUGUCUAUGUUGUUGGGGUGAAUCCAAGGUCCCAGAUGGGAGGCAGCAUGUACUACAGUCAGAUUUCAAUGCUGUGUAACCAGAUCUACAGUCCCGUGUCUUCUGGAGCAGGCUAUAUGAAUCAGUACCUGUACCACUACUGCAUGGUGGACCCACAGGAGGCCAUUGCUAUAGUGUGUGGCUUUAUCAUUGUCAUCCUUCUGUGUGUCAUCUCCUUCUUCGCUCAGAAGACAAGAAGUAAGAUUUGGCGUUAUGGAGACCCUAACAUUCACUGGGAGAAGCCCUUUGGAGUGGUUCAAGAAGGUCCCAAUGUAGAGGAGUGGGUAAAAAGUGUUCCAAAUGGUGCUCCUGAUGAGACUGCUACCAUGAUUUACUCAGAGAAGUCACAAAACCCUACAAAGGCCCUGAGUAACAAUAGCAUCUACAAACCACCCAGGGAGGAGUUUGAAGAAAGAGCCAACAGUCCCCUUACCAGCAGUCCAACUGUCACUGAGUCCCAGGAGCAAAGCAGGGGAAGACCAGUCCGCAGGGGUCGGCGAUGGAGGAGGAACCCAGAGCUAGAUGAGUCUCAGUAUGAAACAGAUUAUACAACAGCAGUGGAAUCUGGGGAUGAAAGAGAUCUGGAUGAGUGGGAUAGCAUAUACCCACCUAUUACUUCAGACACACAGCGCCAGGAUUAUAAGCGAGAGUUUGAUUCUGACCUCCGGAGGUACAAGAAAAUGUGUGCAGAAAUGGAUGAUAUCAACAACCAGUUGCAGCAACUAAGCAAACAACUAGAUGGACUACCUGAGAACACUGCCCAGUACCAGGGAGUUGCAGAAGAGUACAACAGACUGAAGGAGCUUAAGAGAACUCCUGAUUACCAGAACAAGAAGUCUGAGACCAAACAACUCCGAAACAAACUAUUUCAUGUUAAGAGGAUGGUGAAUGAUUAUGACAAAGGAAGGGGUUGAUAUAACAAGAGCAGUGUGACAAUUCUAAAAACAACCACAAGAGGGCAACCAAUACCACCAUUUAAAAUCCUACAUUGUAAAUAAACAAAUUUUGUAGUUGGGUAUAAUAACAAUUAAUAUACAUUUUAUUCUGAUAUUUAUAUUCAAAGUUGGCUCAUUUACAGCCAUUAAAUUUUUUUUUUACAUUUGUAACAGAGAUAAGCUUCAUUCAACCCAUUACAAACAUGAGAACUAUGACCUAUUUUGGUGAAUAAGGUAAAUAUGGUUUCCCUUCCUCUGCUUGGAAACAGACUUGUACAGCAUUCACAAGAUGGCACCAGAUGGAAGAUCUUUCUCAGCAUGAGCUAUGACACAUGCAUUUAAUUUAGACAAUGGGGUAUAUUAAGCCUUGGAGAGAGAUAAAGUGGAUGGAGAUAAAGUACGAGCCAAUCAGCUCCUAACUGCCAUGUUACAGGCUGUGUUUGAAGUUGCAUAAAAUUUACACUAUGGGGUUUAUUUAGUAAUCUUCUGGUUCUAAAAACCAGGCACUUCCAAUCGUGAUUAUGCCUGAAAUAUAAAAGGGCAAUGCUUUUACUAGCCGUGUUUUGCUAGUAAAAGUAUUGCCUUUUUAAAUUUCGCUCAUAAACACUAUCAGAAGUGCUGGGCUUUAUACCCAACACUUAGUACAUAAACCCAUAUAUCUUUUGUUUAAUAUUAUUGCCACUAUGUAUACUUUUAAUUGCCUUGGACAUAUUAGUGUUUACUUGGCACACUAGAUCACGUACUUCCAUAUUAAUUAUCCUUCUAAAGCAAAACACCCCUUAUUUCCUUUUAUAUUGUCCCUUGUAUAGAGAUCUGUAUAAAUAAAUCCCUUCCUUAACUACAUUUAUAAUAAAAUAUAUAAUAAUUGCUAUAAAUACAUUAUCACAUUUAUUUGUUUGCAUUUAUUUGUAGCUGUGUAUAGAAACUUUACCGAUUUGUACUUUUAUAUAUGUGAAAAAAAGUGCAUAUUUUCCCAAAAAUCCUUGGUGUUUGGGUAUUAUAAAUGUUAGGAGGUAUGUGAUGCACUAUGUAAACUAUCCAUUCUCUGUAAAGUACUAUUUUUAUUUACAUUAUAUUGUCAAAUAUGCGUUAAAUCACUAGGCCUCCUCCAUCUAAUUUUAUUACGCUUAAUCCCUCCCUCUUCAUCUUCUUUCCAUCAUGACAUUUCAUCCCUCUAUCCCAUACUCCUCCAGUCAUAUCAUUUCUUCCCUCACUCCUAAUACUUCUGCAGCGAUAGAAUUUCAUUCCUUAAUUCCAUCUUUCCACAGUGAUAUUAUUUUUGCACUUAUCCCAUGCUCCUUGAGUCAUAUUGGUACAUCUGCGGGAUGUGUGCCAUGUAGGUUAGGUAACACUGCUUUUAACUAAUACGUAUUUGGAACUAUGCUUUACAUGAGAGAGAAAAUAUAAUACACUGUUCAGUCUAAUCCUCCAUGCAGUGUCGGAAUGGGGCAUGAAGGGCCCACGGGGGGAAUGCAGUGGUAGGGGCCCAUGUAUAGGGGUGUGGCCAGUCUCCAGAGGGAUGGGGGUGUCAGCCACCGCAGAGGCUUGGCUAACCAUUAGAGAGUGCAUGAUCUGAGGCCCUUGAUAAAUAUACAUGAUAAUGCACCAGAUUAGUAACAGCAAUGCUUUGUAGUGAAUACAACAUAGUCCUCUGCAGUUUAAUGUAACAUAUGUAUAAUUCAAGUGCACAGUCUGGAAUCUGAUCCCUAGAGGAGAAUGUGGGCCUCACCAAGGGUUACCCCUGUGGGCCAGUCCAACCCUGCCUCCAUGUAGGGAUAAUACAAAGGUUUAUGAAAGUUUACAUAUUUUUGAAGAUUUCAGCAUUCAAUCACUCCGGGAUAAUUUUUCACAUCUAUGCAUUAUUUAUACCAGAUUCCAAUGCUGCUGUGUGUUGAUAUGUUAUUACUAUAGUUGGUGGAACACUGGAAUAUGAUGGUUCAAACAUAAAAUAUAGAGAUAGAGAACCAUUGCUGAAUCAUACACAAGCGUAAGCUGUUUUAUUUGACACUGUAAAUAAAAAAAUAACAUUUACUAGAAUUAGAUCAUUAUGGAAUGUAUUGUUUAUAUUAUAUCAAGUCACUUGUCCCAUGUUUUCUUACUGUGAAGUAUGCCAGUUUCCAUAAGGGUUGAAAGCCUCAGUGGAUGCCCUGGUAGCUGUAAUGGCCAGACCAAGCCUGGUGCUAGGAUAAACCAGGAGGGACAUUUGUGUAAAGACAAAUCAAGCAUUAAAUGUAAUAAAAAUAUUGUGAUGAUU
This is a messenger RNA of Pseudophryne corroboree (corroboree frog), 4053 nucleotides long. Its product is annotated as occludin-like. NCBI's taxonomy places the organism in Eukaryota, Metazoa, Chordata, Amphibia, Anura, Myobatrachidae. The record is from RefSeq and is a predicted model, not a curated record. Bases 282 to 1778 code for a protein of 498 amino acids. Gene Ontology annotation, cellular component: membrane; transcription elongation factor complex; bicellular tight junction. Gene Ontology annotation, molecular function: cis-regulatory region sequence-specific DNA binding. The transcript is spliced from 8 exons. Gene Ontology annotation, biological process: snRNA transcription by RNA polymerase II; bicellular tight junction assembly; positive regulation of transcription elongation by RNA polymerase II.